Colletotrichum gloeosporioides is the source of this 2148-nucleotide messenger RNA. RefSeq names its product Males-absent on the first protein. The record is from RefSeq and is a predicted model, not a curated record. The transcript has 2 exons. Lineage: Eukaryota; Fungi; Ascomycota; Sordariomycetes; Glomerellales; Glomerellaceae. The coding region runs from base 1 to 2148 and encodes 715 amino acids. Gene Ontology annotation, biological process: regulation of DNA-templated transcription. Gene Ontology annotation, molecular function: histone acetyltransferase activity.
AUGGCGCCGCUGAAGCGCAAACGACCCCACGAAGACCCGGAUCCUCCGCCCCCCACCUCCUCCACCACCACCACCGCAGCCGCCGCUCCCACUCCGACCGCUGCCGCCGUCGCCGGCGCAGCCGACUCGACGCGUCGCGCAACGCGUCAAACUCCGAUCCUCCCCCCUCCGAUCCCGACCUCGCAGUCCCAGUCCGCCGCCGAGGACAAACGCCGUCGCUCCUCAGCCUCGACGAACCCCAGGCCGCAGCUGCACAAGAUCUCCGAGACACCCAUUCCGAUCCCGGUGCCCCCCUCAUCAACGUCGUCGACGACGCAGUCUGCAGGUCAGAAUCCUCCAGCUGCCGCCGCCCCCGCCGCCGCACCCGAGCCACGCGCGAGCCGACGAAAAAGCGGCACGGCCGCUGAUUCCACCGCCGCGAUGGGCGCCGCCGUCAAGGAGGCCAAGGAGAACGUCCGGCCGGUGACGCUCGUCGCGCCCAAGAUCACGUACCAGGCCUCGCAACCCACGCCGCACCGCACGGGGGGCAGCCUCGUGCGGCCCAGCCCGCCGACGAGCCAGCCGCCGAUAACAUCGCACUUUCGUCCCGUGGCUAGGCAGCCAUACCAACAUGGGAUACCGGCGACGGUGACUCAUGUUCCUGUGCCGGUCCCGCCGACCUCGACGCCGAAGCAGCAGCAGCAGCAGCAACCGCCGCCGCCGCCGCCGCAACAGCAUACGCCGGCCGCUCCGAAACCUACACCCUCGAAACCACAACCGCAGACGCAUACACAAACGCACACGAAACCGCAAACGCAAACAGCGCAGGCACAAACAUCAACGCCCCGGGCGGCGGACAAAUCCGCCCCCCGGACGGACCGCAACAUCGACAAGGUCAUCCUCGGCAACAUCUGCUUCCGCGCGUGGUACCCCUCUUACUACGGCAAAGAAGUCCUCGGCGACGCCUCCGUCAGCGGCAAGUCCGGCGCCGCCACCGCCGGCACCACAUCAGGCAAGAACCCGCCGGCCGCAGCGGGGGACGGCGCGAAGAACCAGCACCGCAAGGGCGCCGACGCGCCGAUCCUCGACCGGCUGUACGUGUGCCCCGUCUGCUUCAAGUACUCCAAGGAGCUCGUCGCGUGGUGGGGCCACGUGCGGAUGUGUGAGCGCGCGGGGGCGGUGCCCGGCCGCAAGGUGUACACGCACCCGCGCGGGCGGCGGCUGGUGCGCAAGGAGAUGCCGCGGCAGGGCGGGAAGAAGGGGAACGUGGCGGCGAGGUUUACGGAGGAGGUCGUGACAGACGAGGGGGAGUGGAGUGUGUGGGAGGUUGAUGGGGAGCAGGAUGUUCUCUUUUGCCAGAACCUGUCGCUAUUCGCAAAGUUGUUCCUCGACAACAAGUCCGUCUUCUUUGACGUGCGCGGCUUCAACUACUUUCUCCUCGUCUACACGCCCCCUCCACCCAAACCCGACCCGGCCGCCACACCCGCCGCCGCCACUGCAGAUCAGCAGCAACAGCAGGCCCCGCGCCCGCACAUUGUCGGCUUCUUCUCCAAGGAGAAAAUGUCAUGGGAUAACAACAACCUGGCCUGCAUCCUCGUCUUCCCGCCGUGGCAGCGCAAGGGGCUCGGCGCGCUGCUGAUGGGCGUCUCGUACGAGAUCUCGCGGCGCGAGGGCGUCCUCGGCGGACCUGAGAAGCCCAUCUCGGAACUCGGCCGGAAGGGGUACAAGCGCUUCUGGGGCGGGGAGAUUGCGCGGUGGCUGCUCGGCUGCGGGACGAACGAGACCAACAACGGAGAAGUGGAGAGGGAGUUACUGGUCGAUGUCGAGGACUGCUGCAAGGCGACGUGGAUUGCGCUGGAUGACUGUCUGGUCACGCUUAGGGAGAUGGGAGUCGUUGUAGAGGGGGGCACCGGGCCGGGGAAGCCGCCUGCGAAGCGGAAGAGGCAGGGGGCGGACGGGGAGGAGGGCGAGGAUGAGGAUGUGGAGAUGGAGGAUGCCGGGGAGGAGGAGGCGGAGAAGCCCGAUGUUCCGAGGGUGAGGGUUGACAAGGAGGCUGUCUGGGCGUGGGUGCAGGCGAAUAAGAUUAGUCUUGAAAAGGUAUGCGAUCCGGAUGGGUUCGUGGAGGGGUAUGCGAUUAAGGAGGUUGAGGAGGAUGACGAUGAGGAGUAA